This is a messenger RNA of Aspergillus udagawae, 1833 nucleotides long. RefSeq names its product fungal specific transcription factor domain-containing protein. The record is from RefSeq and is a predicted model, not a curated record. The transcript is spliced from 7 exons. Gene Ontology annotation, molecular function: zinc ion binding; DNA binding. The coding region runs from base 1 to 1833 and encodes 610 amino acids. Gene Ontology annotation, biological process: DNA-templated transcription. NCBI's taxonomy places the organism in Eukaryota, Fungi, Ascomycota, Eurotiomycetes, Eurotiales, Aspergillaceae.
AUGUCGCUCGAUGAAGCUCAAGUGCUCCGGGACGCAGCCUUCUACCUUCGCCAACUGGAAGAGGGCUGCAGUAUUGAUCAUCAUUCCAGGCUACCGGCUCCAAUACGGGAAUCAAGUGUGCAGGAACAUAUUUUGGAGCCUCAUCUUGAGUCUGCAUUGAAGCCGACUGCUUCGGCCACAGGUGACGUAAUUGACCAGAGCAGACCAACUGGCAGCUCGCGACAACACACUGUGGACAAUGAUACGACUCAGCUUGCACUGGAUGAUGACAAUGGGUCUAUCUUUCGGGACAACCCACUAGCGGACAAUGACUAUACGUUUGCAAAAGCUCCUGAUGGAAGAUACUUUUAUAUGGGUCCCUCCUCAUCAUGGUCGUUUUGCCGUCGAGUAUUGGCCUUGAUCGGAAAACAUGUCCCAGAAUCCAACUAUCUGCCUGAUCCAUGGCAUCUGGACGGGGUUGCAUUUAAAUUGCAUUGGACGUCCCUGAGGAGUGACGAGGUGCCGGACACAACGAACUUGCCCCCGCUGGACUACGCACUGUUUCUUUUCAACACGGUCAAGUUCUAUUUUGGACAUCUAUUCUACAUCAUCGAUGAGCCCGGCUAUCUCAACCACUUGCAGGAGCUGUACAGGGAUCCCGCGACCAAGGCAACAUCAUCAAGGCUUUGGUACGCCCAAUACCUACUGAUACUGGCCUUUGGCAAAGCAUUUGUCGUACAGAGUAGCUCGCAAGAGGGACCAUCUGGAUCUCAGUAUGCUUCUAGGGCCAUGGCCCUACUACCGGAUCUGUCUGGAAUAUACUGCGAGCCCCUCGAUUCAAUCAGAGCACUCGCCUUAGCUGCACUAUAUUUCCAGUCGAUUGACAUGAGAGUGGCGGCUUUUCAGCAUAUUGGACAGGCGUUGCGUGUCUGCAUCGUCCAGGGCAUACACCGGCAUAUGCCCGAAGACGUCGUCGGGGCAGAGCAUUCUCGCUUUUGCAACCACGUCUUCUGGGUGGUUUACAUUAUUGAUCGGGAAUUCUCUGCCCUCAUGGGUGGCCCAACGUCUAUCAGGGACGAGGACAUUACUACGGAACUCCCUUGCCAUCAUGAUCAUUCUCUGGAGGCACUCAACAUGACGCUCCAUAUCCGACUGUCUCGCCUCAUGGCGAAUAUCCUGACCACGGUAUAUGGAGUGGGGAGAGACUUUGAAGGUUCCCUUAUCAAAAACACCCAGUCAAUUCUGCGGCAGCUCGCUGAGCUGUCUAAGGACUGUGUGGUUUUGACGACGAGGCCUCUGGUAAUGUGUGCCCUGCACAUGCAUAUCGAGCGGCCUGAUACCCAAAAGUCCCAUUCUAUUCCCUUAACACCCGCUGUCGCCUCCCUCAUUCAGUCAUGCGUCGAUUCUGCGCAAACGGUGCUGCGUGUCCUCCGUGUCAUAGGUGAUGAGGAUCUCCUAGAAGCGUUUCUGCCAUUCCAACUCGAAGACGCAUUCUCCUCCGCCUUUCUACUCCAUUUAAUCCGCGUCGUGGCACCUUCUGUUCUGCACGAUGACUCCUGGUGUGGAGAUAUCCAAUGUAUUCUGGACAAAAUGAUCUCAAAGGGGAGCUCGGUAGCGCCUCUCCGGAAGCUCGAACUCACCCAGCUGGAGCAGUUGCUGACGCCGUUGACGCCCGCCUAUGACCCGCUAAUGGUUCCCCUGCAGAUGGAUGACACGGCAGACAGAGCUGGGGGGCUCGCGAUGACGAGUGAAGAGCCUGGCUGGGACUUUUUCGAUACGGACAUGACUGUGGGGAUUUCGCCGACGCAGCUGUUGGAUCUGGCUGCUCAACUUGACGUGGAUGGCCGGGGUUGA